UUUGAAACGUCAUCUUCCCGCGACACGUCUGUUCUGGCAAGGGGACAAGAAGAAGAGCGACAUGUGAAUAUAUCAGCUGUUCCUGGCCCGAGUAUUGGUUCAAAGUAAAACAACACAAAGUGGAAAUAUGUCUUUGUUUAUUUCACGCGGCCUGUGCCGGGUUUUAUCCCGACAGACUGCUCCGUCGAGCAUCCUUUUAGGAGAACAUCGACAUGUUGUACAGAGUCCUUGGUUUGCACCAGUUAUGACACUGAAGACAUCAGCUCCACUGAGAGCGGAACCGAAAAAGAAGAAGAAAGUGGACCCAAGAAGGGAGCAGUUGUUUAGAGAGCGUCUGAAAAAGAAGCUGAAGAAGAUGGAGAAGAUUCCAGCUGAAUUCAUACCGAUAGAGGACUACUCCACGCCGACCAAAUGCUUGGACGAAACAAGGGUACGCACUGCUCCAAAGCUGUCCUUUGAAGAAACGGAGCGUCGAGCCUUGCUACUUAAGGAGUGGUCUCGCUACAAAAAGGAGCAGCACGAGGCUGAAAUGGAGGCUAUUGAAGACGCUUUGAAGGCACAGACGGAGGCGUUAAAUGAGCUGAAGUUGGAGUCAGAGGAGCUGUACCGGGCUGCGCUGGAGCCAGACCCACUUCUCCUUCCCUUCACUCGAGAAGGACCUACCUAUACACCACCAAUCCCUGAAUACGAAGCUCCUGAUGGGAAAUACACCGACAUCACCAGAAUCUACGUACAGUGACGGACAGGGAACGGCUGUAGGUGUUGCCUCUUCGUGUGUGUCUUGUUGGUGCAUAAUUCAGCCAAGAUACAGCCCUUAAAUGGUCAGGAGGUGGAGGUGUUAAGGACUUUUUGUUUCCCUGAACCGACAUCCGUUGUAUGUGGCUUGCAGUCUUCUCAGUUCUUGUUCCAACACUCACACAAACCAUGUAUGAAAUUGUUUUCCACAUUCACACCUAUGUAUAAAAUGACGAAAACUGAAAAUAAAAAUGUUUUUUU
Mugil cephalus (flathead mullet) is the source of this 996-nucleotide messenger RNA. RefSeq names its product mitochondrial ribosomal protein L40 (gene mrpl40). The coding region runs from base 128 to 739 and encodes 203 amino acids. The record is from RefSeq and is a predicted model, not a curated record. Gene Ontology annotation, cellular component: mitochondrial ribosome; mitochondrial large ribosomal subunit. The transcript is spliced from 5 exons. Lineage: Eukaryota; Metazoa; Chordata; Actinopteri; Mugiliformes; Mugilidae.